Messenger RNA from Solanum dulcamara, 2924 nucleotides. Its product is annotated as S-type anion channel SLAH2-like. The transcript is spliced from 6 exons. The record is from RefSeq and is a predicted model, not a curated record. Gene Ontology annotation, molecular function: voltage-gated monoatomic anion channel activity. The coding region runs from base 785 to 2668 and encodes 627 amino acids. Gene Ontology annotation, biological process: transmembrane transport; intracellular monoatomic ion homeostasis. Lineage: Eukaryota; Viridiplantae; Streptophyta; Magnoliopsida; Solanales; Solanaceae. Gene Ontology annotation, cellular component: membrane.
AUUUUGUUUAAUACCAUUGAUUUCUAUUUUUAUAAAAUAUAACUAUGAAUCAUUUGACAAUAAUAGGUCGGUUAUAUUAUAUUACGUUAUGCUACUUUUUUGGAGAAUUCUAGAGUAAAUUAUUCUGUCGAGAACCUCCGCUGUGUUUCUGUUAAUAAAAUGAGAUAUGAGUGGGUACCCAAAACUAUCUCAAUGGAAAUUGAUUUCAUUAAUUUUACUUAAUAAAAGGACGGAAAUUAUUACUAUAUUUGGUUCCCCUCUCUCUCUCUGUCUCAUAGUUUUAUGUGAUGUUUGUACAGAAUUUAUUAAAUUAUUUUAUUUAUCAUAUGUUGAUUCAACUAAUUCAGAUUCAUUCUACCUAAAAUAUUUUUGGUACCCGAAAGUUAUAGUAAAAGGUAAAUUAGUGAAUACUGUUUGUUCAGUUUAUUAGCAGUCAAAUGUGUCAAUAGAAUGGAGGACAAAUAUUCAAACCUGUACCUGCUAUUUUCAAUUUUCUUGACCUUUCUUGGUUUCAUAUUAUUUUUACCAAAAAGGAUAUUAUCUUCAUACAUGGCAGCUGUAUCCAUAACAAAUAUGAUGUGUGCUUCCAAGAAAUUGAAUCAUCCUAUUUAUAAUGCUUUAUCUGUCUUGCAGACUUGUGUUUUUCUCUCAAUAUUGGUUGUAAACUAGUUCACCUCACCCCAUCUUUCUUCGUUUUAAAAUUAGAUCCUUUGGUGCUACAAGAAAGAGCUUCAUUCAAUCUUAAUUAGUGUGGCUGAUCAAAGAUCCUGCAGUAUAUAUAGCCAUGGAAACAAGUGAAAUAACUAAUUCUGUUGAACUACUUCCACCCCUUAUCAAAUUUAUUUCGGAUGAAAUGGAUAUUGACUUUGACAUCAUAGUAGGUAAUGAUCAUAUCAAUAAUCAGCUUGACAAAACAGGAUCUAGUUUUGGGAACUCACCUGUCAUGGUAACUGAAGCUGCUACUGAACGACAGCAUGAAAGGAAGCAUUCGGUCUCCAUUAGCAUGCCACCCUCUCCUUUGACAGCUUACUCACCACCAAUCCAAAAAAGAGUUGUUUUCAGUGAUAAUAAUGAGAUUAUAUUGAGCAAUACUGAUUGUUCUGAUUCUGCUACUACAUCAACCGAUGAUAGUACCAGACGUAAUAAAAAAGUCAAGUUUUAUUCUCAGCCAAUGCCAAGACAUACUGCAUUUCCUGAGGCACCUUCUAUAGGGAAACUUCUCAGUUAUUCAGACUUUCCAUCAAGGAAUCCCAAGAUCAUUAAGCAAAGGGAUUCAAGGUUCGACUCUUUCAAAACAUGGUCUGGUAAACUUGAGAGACAAAUUUCAAGUAUGCGCGGAAAGAAUGUGGAAGGACAGCAAGAGUCAAACUCUCGACCAACUGCAGAGAUGGAAAAUAUUCCUGUAGACCGAUACUUUGAUGCCUUGGAGGGACCAGAGUUGGAUACACUACGGGCUUCCGAGCAAAGUAUUCUUCCGGAGGACAAGAAAUGGCCUUUCCUUCUUCGAUACCCUAUUUCUUCCUUUGGUAUGUGUCUUGGUGUUAGUAGCCAAGCUAUUAUGUGGAAAGCUCUGGCCACUUCUCCCUCAACAAAAUUCCUCCACAUAAGCUUGAACGUGAAUCUUGUCCUUUGGUGCAUAUCCGUGGCCCUUAUGGCCAUUGUUGCUUUCACUUAUGCUUUGAAAAUCAUUUUCUACUUUGAAGCAGUUCGUCGGGAGUACUAUCACCCCAUACGUAUUAACUUCUUCUUUGCUCCCUGGAUAUCGCUUCUAUUCUUAGCACUAGGAGUUCCGCAAUCAGUUACUAAAACCCUUCCCACAGCUUUAUGGUACAUUCUUAUGACCCCAAUCUUUUGCUUAGAGCUUAAGAUCUACGGACAAUGGAUGUCUGGAGGACAACGAAGGCUCUCAAAGGUUGCCAAUCCUGUAAAUCAUCUUUCCAUUGUUGGAAAUUUUGUUGGUGCUUUGCUUGGUGCAUCCAUGGGACUAAAAGAAGGACCGAUAUUCUUCUAUGCUGUUGGAUUGGCCCAUUAUGUGGUCCUGUUUGUGACUCUUUACCAAAGACUUCCAACAAAUGAGACGCUGCCAAAGGAUCUUCACCCCGUCUUCUUUCUAUUUGUUGCUGCACCUAGUGUUGCUUCUAUGGCAUGGGCAACAAUCCAAGGGUCCUUUGAUUAUGGAUCUCGGAUUUCUUAUUUCAUCGCCCUGUUCCUUUAUUUAUCACUGGCUGUUCGUAUUAAUUUCUUCCGAGGCAUCAGGUUUUCAUUGACUUGGUGGGCAUAUACUUUCCCCAUGACCGGAGCUGCUAUCGCUACCAUCAGGUAUUCAGCUGUAGUUACCAACACUGUGACAAAGUGUCUAGUCGUCAUACUUAGCUCUCUUGCUACACUCACGGUAACCGCGCUGCUUGUCACAACUAUCAUCUAUGCCUUUGUAUUGAGAGACCUCUUCCCGAAUGACAUUUCAAUUGCAAUUAGUGAAAGAAGGCAUAAAUCUAGUGGCAUAUGGCAUCUCAGUAAAUUUGGCAGCUCAGAUACCAAAGAUAUCGAACAAUAUCUUAAAUAUGUAGAUUCUUUGGAGGGAAAAGAUAUUGAAGCUUCACUUGCAAAUCCAAAUUCUAGUACCAUAGAGUUGAUCAACUCUGCCCCAAAUGAAGUCCGUCAACAGUGAUUUGUGCAGUUCCACCACCCUUUUUGUUCUUUAAACUUUUUGUAAAAUUCUUUUAAGUGCUAAUCAAGUGAGGAACAGCAUGAUUUUGGCAGUUCCUGUGAACUUGAUAUAGAAAAAGUAUUAAGUGAAGGUUCAAACUCUAUGGAGAUGUAAUUUUUUUUUUUGAGUGUCUUUCCAAAUUUCAACAUUUUUUCAUUUGUAUGAACUGUUCAAGUUGAGUGUUCCUAAUGUUAUGAAGGUUCUUAUAUUUGAGCUA